This is a messenger RNA of Ambispora gerdemannii, 1017 nucleotides long. The record is from the annotation of a GenBank genome assembly. NCBI's taxonomy places the organism in Eukaryota, Fungi, Glomeromycota, Glomeromycetes, Archaeosporales, Ambisporaceae.
AUGACACCACCAUCACCUGAUUUUGAGAAAUCAUUCUGGAAAUUCAAUAAACUAUUACGGCAUUUCGAAAGAGCAGUUACUUCAUGGUUCACAACGCCAUUGGUACUUUUAACAGUUCGAACGAUCUUUUUAACUUAUAGUUUGAUUACUUUGGCUUUAUCGAUAUACGUUCAUGACCGAAGAGGAAGAUUACAUUCGUAUUUGACAUAUUUUACGAAUCUGGGAUUUCUUGGACUGACGGCGUAUUUUGCGAUGGCAGUUGUUCAUUCUUUGAUCUUUGCAAUAUAUCGUGAGCCAAAAUCAUUUGCCAUUCAGCCAAAAGUGCUGACAAUUGCUUUUUGGAUAUUAUAUGAUGCCAUUGUAGUAUACCACAUUUUAAUUCCACUUGUCUCUUGGAUAAUUCUUGUUCCGAAUUAUGCUGAAGAAUCUUCACCACAUUUGAGACUGUUAACAUUUAACCAAAUCUCGAUGAAUGGUGUUGAUUUUUUUAUGAUGAUCGUUGAAGUGGUGUUAAAUAGAAUGCCACUGGUCAUGUCACACUUGAUUUUCGUCUUAGCGAUAUUGGUUUUUUAUUUAUUUGAAACAUGGAUAAGUUAUGCCAUAAGUCAGCAAUUUCCGUAUCAAUUUUUAGAUUUGAGAGAGCAGGUCACAGGAUAUCAUUUCGGAGUGAUAGGAGUUGCAAUAAUUGGAGCUUUCUUAAUACAGAAAUUGAUACAUGUUCUUCGAGACACAAUGGGGCGACGAUUGUGGCGAAAAGGAUUGAUACAGGAAAUGGAAGCGUAUCGGUAUCAAGGAAAUGGUAAUCGACCGAGUGUUGCUGCUGGAGAACUUGUGGAUGUGGUGGUGAGAACUCCUAAUGGAACUGAGAUUGGGGAUAUUGAAAAUGCGAGGAAACAAACAAAAUUUGCAGCAGAUGCUCAAGAAUUCUUUAGUCUAUUGCUGUUUGAAACACAACUAGUCGAAGACGAUGACAAUUAUCGCCUUACAACCGAAGCUUCAAUUUCAAGUCAAUCGAAG